AUGAGAGCCACUAUCGCUGCCGCUCUUGCUUUCGGCCUCUGUGCCGUCGCAGCCCCGACUGCCGUCGAUCGACGCGACUCCAGCUGGCCGUCCAACGACGGAUGGCCUGUGUCAUCAUCGACCUCGAGCUCGAUGUCUGUCCCAACGCCGACAGCUUCUAAGGUCCCGCCACCACCUCCAGCUUUGGCUCUUCCAGCUCCGCCUCCACCACCUCCUGCUCCAGCCCCGCCUGCUCCGCCUGCUGGCGGUGCGAACCCUCCUCCUAAAGACGGUGCGGCUCCUCCCCCUGCUGGUGGUGCGAAACCUCCCCCUGCUGGCGGCGCGGCUCCUCCCCCGGCUGGCGGCGCGAACCCUCCUCCUCCUGGCGGCGCGAACCCUCCUCCUGCUGGUGGUGCUAAAUCUCCCCCUGCUGGUGGCGCGGCUCCUCCCCCUUCCGGUGGUAAAGCUGCUCCCCCCGCUGGUGGAAACGGCGGAGGUGAAGCUGCAGGUAACGGAGGAGGCUGGGGUGGAUCCUCAGGAUUCUCAGGAUGGUAA
Recurvomyces mirabilis is the source of this 534-nucleotide messenger RNA. RefSeq lists its product as uncharacterized. The record is from RefSeq and is a predicted model, not a curated record. The transcript is spliced from 2 exons. NCBI's taxonomy places the organism in Eukaryota, Fungi, Ascomycota, Dothideomycetes, Mycosphaerellales, Teratosphaeriaceae. The coding region runs from base 1 to 534 and encodes 177 amino acids.